Lolium rigidum is the source of this 1155-nucleotide messenger RNA. RefSeq names its product adenylyl-sulfate kinase 3-like. The coding region runs from base 1 to 825 and encodes 274 amino acids. Gene Ontology annotation, biological process: sulfate assimilation. Gene Ontology annotation, molecular function: adenylylsulfate kinase activity; ATP binding. The transcript is spliced from 7 exons. NCBI's taxonomy places the organism in Eukaryota, Viridiplantae, Streptophyta, Magnoliopsida, Poales, Poaceae. The record is from RefSeq and is a predicted model, not a curated record.
AUGUCCUCGCUCCCGUUCCCGCCCGCGCUCCGCCUGCGCGCGUCGUCGCCCUCGGCACCGGCACCGGCGAAUCGGAGGAAGCACGCGGCGCGCGCCUCGGUCGUGGCGGCGCUGGGCGGCGACGGCGGGUGCGGGGGGAGCGGGAUGGAGCAGCUCCGCCAGGGGAAAGCUUCCGGCAGCCCAGUGCAAGAGAAGCCUGUCAUGUCAAACAUUGGGAAGUCGACUAAUAUUCUGUGGCAUGAUUGCCCAAUCGGACAGCCUGAGAGGCAGAAAUUGCUGGGGCAAAAAGGAUGUGUCAUAUGGAUCACAGGACUCAGUGGUUCAGGUAAAAGCACCGUUGCCUGUGCAUUGAGCCGGGAGUUACACUGCAGAGGCCACCACACAUAUGUCCUUGAUGGUGACAACCUCAGACAUGGUCUGAAUCGAGAUCUAAGCUUCAAGGCAGAAGACCGUACCGAAAAUAUACGCAGAGUUGGAGAAGUUGCAAAACUUUUUGCAGAUGCUGGUACCAUAUGCAUUGCUAGUUUGAUAUCUCCAUACAGGAGAGACCGUGAUGCAUGCCGAGCUCUACUUCCAGAUUCUAGAUUUAUUGAGGUAUUUAUGGAUUUGCCACUAGAAUUAUGUGAAGCUCGUGAUCCUAAAGGUUUAUACAAGCUUGCACGCACAGGAAAGAUUAAAGGCUUCACCGGAGUUGAUGAUCCAUACGAAUCACCAGUGAAUAGUGAGAUAGUAAUUAAGAUGGAAGAUGGGGAGUGCCCUUCACCCAAGGCAAUGGCCAUGCAAGUUCUGUUCUACCUUGAAAAGAACGGAUAUUUGCAGGCUUAGCUAUAUCUGAACGGAGGGAGUAUAUCUGAGAAGAUUGAUCUUAUUCUUCUGUGUCCAUAACUCAUGGACACAGGUACGAUCCAUUUGGUCCCGAAUAAGAGGUGUUAUUGAAGCAACAAGCUGCCUUUUCAUGAAGAGAGGGACGCACAUCCAUUUGUUAAUUUUAUUGUCCUAACUACUAUUACUAUAUGCUACUCGUUUCUUGUGUAUUUGUGCUAUAAAAAAAAUGAACUCUUGCUUAUUUGGUUAGGAGGGUGUAAAAGUCGUUUGCUGAUUCUUGGUGAAAUGGUGAUGUAUUAUUUGAUUCUGGGUCUCUGACGUAUACAAAUA